Molecule: messenger RNA, 637 nt
Organism: Vicugna pacos (alpaca)
Lineage: Eukaryota; Metazoa; Chordata; Mammalia; Artiodactyla; Camelidae
Gene: EXOSC4
Product: exosome component 4
Biological process (GO): poly(A)-dependent snoRNA 3'-end processing; nuclear mRNA surveillance; U4 snRNA 3'-end processing
Cellular component (GO): nucleolus; cytoplasmic exosome (RNase complex); nuclear exosome (RNase complex)
Molecular function (GO): RNA binding
Source: RefSeq, a predicted model, not a curated record
GUGGUCUACGGGCCUCACGAGAUUCGGGGCUCCCGGGCACGAGCUCUGCCCGACAGGGCCCUGGUGAACUGUCAGUACAGUUCUGCAACCUUCAGCACAGGUGAGCGCAAGCGGCGGCCACAUGGAGACCGUAAGUCCUGCGAGAUGGGCCUGCAGCUGCGUCAGACCUUCGAGGCAGCCAUCCUUACACAGCUGCAUCCACGCUCCCAGAUUGAUAUCUAUGUGCAGGUGCUGCAGGCAGAUGGUGGGACCUAUGCAGCUUGUGUGAAUGCAGCCACUCUGGCAGUGCUGGACGCUGGGAUACCCAUGCGGGACUUUGUAUGUGCCUGCUCAGCUGGCUUUGUGGAUGGAACAGCUCUGGCAGACCUCAGCCAUGUGGAGGAAGCAGCUGGUGGUCCCCAGCUAGCCCUGGCCCUGCUGCCAGCCUCGGGCCAGAUUGCACUGCUUGAGAUGGAUGCCAGGCUGCAUGAGGACCACCUAGAGCAAGUGCUGGAAGCAGCUGCCCGAGCUGCCCGCGAUGUACACACCCUACUGGACCGUGUGGUCCGGCAGCACGUAAAAGAGGCCUCCAUCUUACUGGGGGACUGAGCCCAUGGCCACCCAUGCCCAGAAUAAAACCCACAUACAGUCCACUGUU